CCGACAUUUGGCCCAGUUUUACGGAAUCUUAGAAUUAGAAUUGUCUUACCAAGGCCGAAUAUUUUGCUUUUGCAAUUCCAAUUCGCUACGCUUUUCAUUCCUUUCCAUUCCAUUUGUGUGUGGUGCUACGAAUGAGGAAGGAGAAGAAGCGGUGAUACACAGACAUCGACAUCGAGAGAGGGAAAGAGAGAGAGAGAGAGAGAGGGAGAGAAAAUGAGUAGUUACGAGGCGGUGACGGAGAAGCCGGCGACGGGGACGAAAUGGGUGGUAACGUGCAUGGUGGGAGGGGUGAUCGUGGGGGUGUCACUGUUGGGUGCAUACUCUAGCCAGCUUGGAAUGUUCUGGAAGAGCCGAAGACGCAACAAGAAACCCGUUCGUGUCUACAUGGAUGGUUGCUUUGACAUGAUGCAUUAUGGCCACUGCAAUGCCCUUCGCCAAGCUCGUGCACUGGGUGACCAAUUGAUUGUUGGGGUUGUUAGUGACGCCGAGAUCAUUGCCAACAAGGGUCCUCCCGUUACCCCUCUUCACGAAAGGUUGAUGAUGGUGAAUGCGGUGAAGUGGGUGGAUGAGGUUAUUCCUGAAGCACCCUAUGCGAUAACUGAGGAGUUCAUGAAGAAGCUUUUUGAUGAGUACAAGAUAGAUUUCAUUAUUCAUGGGGACGAUCCUUGCGUUCUUCCGGAUGGAACCGAUGCUUAUGCUCAUGCUAAGAAGGCUGGUCGGUAUAAGCAGAUAAAGCGCACUGAAGGGGUUUCGAGCACUGAUAUUGUUGGAUGCUGCAACCAUCAACUAGCCGUUGGAUUGUCCAUCAUUUUUAUCCCACUCCUUGUCAGUUCGGUCUCUCUUUGUUUAAAACCAAAUUUUUAUUUUGCAGGAAUUCCUAAUUUGCAUGAGCUGUUCUUUUCAUAAAUUACAGUUAAUAAU
Molecule: messenger RNA, 921 nt
Organism: Vigna umbellata (rice bean)
Lineage: Eukaryota; Viridiplantae; Streptophyta; Magnoliopsida; Fabales; Fabaceae
Source: RefSeq, a predicted model, not a curated record